AUGUCUAGAUCACGAAUGCCCUUAGUCCUCGGCCUCGGUGCCGCUGGUGGUAUCGGCUACUAUCUCUACAGCGCGGGCGGCAACGCCAAGGCGGCAGAGGCCAAAUUCGAGAGCGACGCCGAUCGAGCAGCUGCAAAAAUCAAGGGCAAGCUCCCCGGCGACUCUCCCGAUGCCGAGAAAGGCUUUAAAAACGUAGGCCAAGAAGCUGGCGCCAAGCUCGACAAAGCUUUGGCCGAUGCCGAUAAAGAAGCCAACAAGCUCAAGAGCAACGCAGAAUCCUACGCCAAGGACGCCAAAAGCGAAACCUUGAAAGCCAUCGACAAGUUUGACCAAAAGGUUGAAGACGGCGCCGCAAAGGCCAAGAGCGGCAUCUCAGGCUGGUUUGGAGGAAGUAGCAAAUAA
This is a messenger RNA of Trichoderma asperellum CBS 433.97, 402 nucleotides long. RefSeq lists its product as uncharacterized. NCBI's taxonomy places the organism in Eukaryota, Fungi, Ascomycota, Sordariomycetes, Hypocreales, Hypocreaceae. The record is from RefSeq and is a predicted model, not a curated record.